CUCAACUUCCAUCUCGCCUUUCCCUUCACUCGACCUCAUCAUGCGGCCUCAUUGGAGCCAAAUCCACCUGCGGCCCCCACGAUCCGCCAGCGCGCCGAUGUGGACGAUUCUGGGCCGACCCGUCACGUGCAGCGGAGCUUCGCCACUUCGCCUGGCUUGGCUGGCGCCACUUUCGCUGGCGCCACGCUGGAGCAGUCUGCGCGCGGCGCACGCGCGUGCGCCUAGACAGCGCGGCGCACGGCGCAUGUGUCGAGCGGCCGGGCUGUCUGGGCGUGUCUUCCAUGGCGUGCGGCGGAGGUUUCCGGAGAAGUCUACGGUGUACCUCACAGGCGUGGGAGGACCCGAACUGGAAGGAGAGCCAUGUGAGGUUGUUGGCGUGCAACAGUCCAGGUGGCUGGUGCGAUUUCUUCAUCCGCGCUUCAAUGGUCAAAGCGCGUUAGUGCCGGAAGAGUGUUUGAACUUCGGCUACUGCGUCAGGCCGGUCGCCGCGCCCGGUCGCCCCGGUCGCUCGGUCGAGACAAACGACCCGCGGACGGGCCGCGGCCUGGCGGCGGCCCAGAAGAUCGGCCAAGGACAGAUUAUCUUUGAGGAGAGCCCCUUCCUGAUCACCACGGAUGACGUGAAUGAGGUCUGCAGAGCCUUCUUCAUGAUGACCGCCCAAGCACCUCAAGGCGACGCCUUGGGCACCUUCAAUGCUCUCUCCGCCGGAGAGGGCUUCUCGGACGAGGCGAUCGCCCGAGUGCAGGAACAAGCUGUGGAAGUGCUUCAGGCCGCGAUGGGAGAGGCUCCAGCAGAGCAGCUGCAGACGUUGAAGGACGUGCUUCUUCGCUGGGAGGCGAACCGCUUUGUACAGCAACGCCCGCCCAACGACGCUGACGACGAGCUGCGCGAACUGCGCUUCGCCGUCUUUGCCCAGGUGAGUCGUUUGAACCACUCCUGCGCGCCCUCGGCGGACGUGGGCUACGUCUUCCAGCCCUUUCAAAGCGGUUCAGCUGUGCCCGAUGAUGGAAAAUCCGUGGUCCGGGCCAUGAGAGAUCUCGAUGCGGGAGAGGCACUGGAAAUCAACUAUGGCCCUCCCCAGCUGCUCGAGUGGCCUUUGGCACGGCGCCGCGAGUUCCUGCAGGCACAGAACGGCUUCCUUUGCCAAUGCCGCCGAUGCCGGGACGAAGCAAACGCCCAACGCCGGGAGGAUCCAUGA
Durusdinium trenchii is the source of this 1198-nucleotide messenger RNA. The record is from the annotation of a GenBank genome assembly. NCBI's taxonomy places the organism in Eukaryota, Dinophyceae, Suessiales, Symbiodiniaceae.